This is a messenger RNA of Cooperia oncophora, 867 nucleotides long. The record is from the annotation of a GenBank genome assembly. Lineage: Eukaryota; Metazoa; Nematoda; Chromadorea; Rhabditida; Trichostrongylidae.
GUCGGCGGAAGCGUUGGAAUUCGUGUGAUCGGUGGUAACGAAGUUGGUAUUUUUGUCUCGGCAGUGGCAGCCGAUUCACCGGCAGCGCUUCAUGGCGUUUGUUGUGGGGAUCGUAUCGUUGAGGUGAAUGGUCGGCCGAUGCGUGGUGUGACCCGGGAGUCGGCUGUUCAACUGCUUCUAGCCCUCGACGAUCAUGUGUCAUUACGAUUGGAACACGCCCGGCAGGACUUUGAACACGUUCGUAACAGUCAGCUGGGAGAUAACUUCUACAUUAGGUCGCACUUUACGAAAGAGAAGAAGUCGAGCCCGCUGGAACUGUCCGUAAGCGAAGGUGACAUUUUUCAUAUCACCGACACGCUUUUCGGCGGUACGGUCGGUCUUUGGCAAGCUUCCAGAGUCUACUCGGCCAAUGCCAAUAAAGGAGAACCACCAAAGGGAGUGAUUCCGAACCAGGCAACGGCGGAGUCAUUGGCACGCGAGCAACGGCGACUGGACGAGGGAGGUACGUUGCUUCGGCGUAAACUGGAGUCCCGUCGGACGAAAUCGUUGCCGAAGAAUGUGCUGACCGAUCCGACCGAGCUCUCUUCCAGCGCCCCACCUCCGGCUUAUGAGCGAGUGGCGUUGAACACGCCGAGCUUCCACAGGCCAGUCGUCUUGUUCGGACCAUUAGCUGAUGUCGCCAGGUCGUACCUAUUGUCGCAAUUCCCGACUCGAUUCGCUGAACCGUCGCCAAGUGAUUACUGUGGUGGCGGAGGUACCGCUGGAUCGGGUGGUGUUAUACGAUUAGCUGCUCUGGAUAGUGUGAUCGCAUCUGGGAAACAUUGCGUACUGGACAUUAGUUUGGAAUCGGUAGGUCUUGUGGUAUGA